AAUCAAAUUUGCUUCAGCACAGUCGCGAAUCCGAAGAAAAAAACUCCAACGAUAUUUUCUAAAAAUCAUGAGUCAUCAAUCUAUUAAAUUGCUUAUUUUACUCAGUUUUUCUUUUCAUUUUGUUGAACUUCAACUGGUUCCCUUUUCCGAUCCCGAAUCUCUGGCAGAGAACGAGAUAUUUUACCCAGAGUUGGAGGACCACUUGGAUUGGAGUCAGGCCAACUGGAAGCUGGUGAUCCCGUGGCUAAUGGAACGCCAGCAGCUGCGUUUUUGCUUUGCGUUGGCCAAAUUUGAUGAGCGACUGGUGCCCGGAACAGCCUGCCAGGCCAUUUUGGCCAACGGGCCGCCAAUGGCCAACUGCGACAUUGGCAACAUCGAGGAUCUGACCAUGACCAUGCGAUAUGCCUUCGGGGGAAUCCUGCUCGAUACGUCGAGAAAGUGCCGACCAGGAUUGGUCCUUUUUGGAGUUCGCUGCAGGCGAAUGGCGUAGUUGAGAGAAAGCCUUUGGCAAGGUUUUAUUAUUUUAAAAAUUGGUAUUCAAUUUGACCAUUAAAGCAGAAAACUUUAUAAUGUUUAAA
Drosophila ficusphila is the source of this 578-nucleotide messenger RNA. RefSeq lists its product as uncharacterized. The transcript has a single exon. Lineage: Eukaryota; Metazoa; Arthropoda; Insecta; Diptera; Drosophilidae. Bases 68 to 490 code for a protein of 140 amino acids. The record is from RefSeq and is a predicted model, not a curated record.